Messenger RNA from Daldinia loculata, 606 nucleotides. RefSeq names its product Ribonuclease/ribotoxin. The transcript has 2 exons. The coding region runs from base 1 to 549 and encodes 182 amino acids. Gene Ontology annotation, molecular function: RNA binding; RNA nuclease activity. The record is from RefSeq and is a predicted model, not a curated record. Lineage: Eukaryota; Fungi; Ascomycota; Sordariomycetes; Xylariales; Hypoxylaceae.
AUGCAUUUCUUCAAGGUCAUCCUCGCCCUCGCACUUGCAGCCGUACCUAUCACUGCUAUACCCGUUGAUGAAAACGGCAUUGUCUCCGAGGGCCAAUACCUUGAAGCCCGCACGGAUACACAUGUUACAUGCAAACCCAAGCACAACCCAGCCAAUAAGUCUUUCAAGGUUAGCAUGAACUACGCGAGAGCCCAAGCCAAAGCCGCCGGCUUCCCUCCCACUGGUCACCAUACCGGAAGUGGAGACCCGCACCGCUACGGCAACGGGGAUAAGAUCGAAUGGGGCGUCAAAGGAUGCAAUAAGAAGAAUGCUGAGUUAUGGGAGUACCCUAUCUAUUGGGAGGGCAUGGAAGAGAAGGGGAAGACAAAAGAGUGGAAAAAGGACCACAGCAGCAACGGCCAGACAAAGACCCCACUCCGCGUAGUUUAUAUUAAAGACAAAGGCACGCAUGAUGAGAGGGCCAAGGUUUGCGGCGUGAUGACGCACUCCAAAAUCGUUACAGUAGGCGAUGGCUUCAGGGGAGAAAACUUCUUCCAGAAGUGCAAGUAGCCUACUGGAUAUCUAAUUCUGUCAUCAUGAUCGCCCUUGUGGCGUUGUAUAAUUAGG